Microthlaspi erraticum is the source of this 288-nucleotide messenger RNA. Lineage: Eukaryota; Viridiplantae; Streptophyta; Magnoliopsida; Brassicales; Brassicaceae. The record is from the annotation of a GenBank genome assembly.
AUGACUAGGAGGUCCAACAAGGACAACCUAGUUGAACAUCCAGAGAUAGACAAGCUUGAGAAGCAACUUAGGAAGCAAAAGCCCAAGAGAUGGCCGACGAAGCAGCUCGCGCUCACGCCGCUGAAGUGGCGCGCGCUCAAGAAGAAGGAAGAGAUCCACCUCCUCCUCCUCCUAAUCCACAAGACUGCUGGAGAUGUGAACGCACAACCUCAAGCGGAGCACCUACAAUCGGAGACUAUGACUCUGCCGAUGCUUUCUUCAUGGAUAGAAACCCUAUCCAUCCACCAC